Molecule: messenger RNA, 627 nt
Organism: Hippocampus zosterae (dwarf seahorse)
Lineage: Eukaryota; Metazoa; Chordata; Actinopteri; Syngnathiformes; Syngnathidae
Exons: 2
Coding region: 1-627 (208 amino acids)
Biological process (GO): negative regulation of MAPK cascade; protein dephosphorylation
Cellular component (GO): cytoplasm
Molecular function (GO): MAP kinase tyrosine/serine/threonine phosphatase activity; protein tyrosine/threonine phosphatase activity
Source: RefSeq, a predicted model, not a curated record
AUGAACCUGGUGCUGGACCCGGCCGAGGGCAGGCACGGGCUCUACCUCGGCAACAUCGAGGCCGCGCACUCGGUCAACACCCUCCGCCAGAAGGACAUCAAGGCCGUGCUGACUGCCGCGGAGUACUCGGGAGUGAAGUACAGCAAGGGCGAAGGCAUCACGCAUCUCAUCAUCCCGGCCGACGACAUCCCCAGCUACAACAUGGCCCGGCACUUCGAGCGGGGCAUCAAGUUCAUCCGCGAGCAGCUGGCCCAGGGCUGCGUGCUGGUGCACUGCUUCGCGGGCAUUUCCCGCAGCAGCACCCUGGUGCUGGCCUACCUGAUCCGCGAGCACAGGGUCAGCCUGGUCAGAGGCAUCGACAUGCUCCGCAGCCGGCGGCCUAUCGUCUGCCCCAACAUUGGUAAAGAACUCAAGCGACGGCGUGAGGCCGAGCAGCCCAAGGAGGACAAGCUCGAGAUCGUGGCCCUGCAGCCCCCCACCCAGACCAAGAAGGGCCUGCACCCCAACCUGCUCCACAGCCCCGAGACGGCCCCCGAGCCCAAAUCCCGGACGCUAGGCAAGUACAAGCCCGGCAGCUUCAGCAGGUCAGGCUCGAUAAAUGCCAGGCUGCUCUGGCGCCCCAAGUGA